Messenger RNA from Wasmannia auropunctata (little fire ant), 1299 nucleotides. RefSeq names its product activating signal cointegrator 1 complex subunit 1. Gene Ontology annotation, molecular function: RNA binding. The transcript is spliced from 7 exons. Gene Ontology annotation, cellular component: nucleus. The coding region runs from base 118 to 1221 and encodes 367 amino acids. Gene Ontology annotation, biological process: regulation of DNA-templated transcription; DNA alkylation repair. NCBI's taxonomy places the organism in Eukaryota, Metazoa, Arthropoda, Insecta, Hymenoptera, Formicidae. The record is from RefSeq and is a predicted model, not a curated record.
UGUAUGUAUACCCUGAAUCCUGAUUAGUGAUUGGUCAGUACACGUCAAACGUCAAACGAGGAAUAUCUACCGGAGUAGUUUAUCAUAUUUGUAGCAAUAGAUAUUGAUAGAUAUCUAAUGUUAAAUGCAUUGAAAAGGUGGGCGUUGGGUCUAAGUAAUACAGUGAGUGUUUAUAUAAAACGUAUUGCAUUUUAUAUAAUGGAUGUAUUAGAACCAGAAUUAAUUUGGGUUAAUGGACAGUGCUAUAGAUUUUACGAGAGUACUGCCUGGAAAAACAUUCAUACAUCAGCCCCAUACAUGGAGGACAAAGAAUCAGUUUGUUCCAAUGAUGAUUCUGAAACUGAUAUAGAAAUAGUACCUCAUGGUACAUCAUUUAAGCAUACCUUUUAUGUACCCAAAAUCUUUUACUCGCAUAUAAUUGGUACAAAAGGUGUAACACGCAGGAAAUUGGAAAAUGAGACAAGAACAACUAUUGAUAUACCCAAAAAAGGGAAAGAUGGACACAUUGUUAUUACUGGACGGGAACGCAAGGCUGUAAUAUCUGCAAGAAAUAGAAUUGAUUUGUUAAUAGAGACUUUGAAGAAAAAGAUACAUUAUACACACUUUUUGUCAAUCCCAUUAAAUAAAAAAGGGAUAAUGGAUAAAUAUCUUUCUUUCAAGAAUGAAGUAUUGGAGAAGUAUAACAAAACUACACACAAUAUUGAUGAAUCACUGUUUCAAACAACAUCUAAAUUACAUCUCACUAUUGGAAUGCUUAAAUUAUUUGAUGAUAAUGAUAAAAAGCAUGCUGUCGAUGUACUCAUGGAUUGUAAAGAAAAUAUUAUAAAUCCUAUUCUUGAAGAAACUGGGCCAUUAAAUAUACAAUUACAAGGAGUUGCAUGUAUGAACGAUGAUCCUACUGAGGUUAAAAUUUUAUAUGCACAAGUUACACGCAAUGAAAAAUUGCAAGAACUCAUAAAUAAAGUUGCUGAAUACUUUAUCGACACAGGUUUAAUGGAGAAAGAGUAUGAAACAAUUAAAUUACAUGCUACUUUGAUGAAUGUAGCAUUUAAAGAUGAAUAUCCAGCAAAAUUUAAGGAAAGAUAUGACGCAAGUGAAAUAAUAAAUGCAUAUAAGGAUACAUUGUUUGGAGAAACAAUAUUAAAUCAGAUUGAUAUAUCUGAACUUCAUACUGCUACAAGAGACAAUUAUUAUAAAUCAACAGGUAGCAUAACGUUUUAAGUACUUUUUAAGUACAGGGAUAUAUGCUGUAAUUGUAGCAAUUAUUUCUUUUUAUUGCAAAAAAGUAAGUCAAAAAAG